Messenger RNA from Eurytemora carolleeae, 963 nucleotides. Its product is annotated as ribosome production factor 1. Gene Ontology annotation, molecular function: rRNA primary transcript binding. Gene Ontology annotation, biological process: maturation of LSU-rRNA; maturation of 5.8S rRNA. Lineage: Eukaryota; Metazoa; Arthropoda; Copepoda; Calanoida; Temoridae. Gene Ontology annotation, cellular component: nucleolus; preribosome, large subunit precursor. The record is from RefSeq and is a predicted model, not a curated record.
AUAUUUUUUGUAUAUUUGCAUUUUAACAAGAUGGCAGGUGAUGAGGACAAGGUGGGCGGAGGGGAGGCGAUUAUUGAUCGAAAACUGACUAAACGGAACCAAACAGAUCUCAAGCUGGACGGAGAAAACAAAAUUGAAAAGAAUAUCUCUAGAAUAGAAAAUAAAAUCAGGAGGAAUGCAGCUUGGUUGAACCUGAAACGUGAGAAGAAGAAGGAGAAGAGGAAGAGGCAGGAUGAGAGGAAGAAGGAACGGGAGGAGCUGGGGGAGGAUGCGCCCCCCAAGCUGGUUCCCAAGACUAUUGACUCUAUGCGGGAGUACGAUGAAACCACCGUGGGAGGGAAAACUGGGGAGGAGGAAGAUGAAGAGAUUGAGCACGAUAUCAUCAACGACGAGUUCAGCGAGUACUUCGCGAAGAGCUACGAGCCCAAGGUCCUCGUUACUUCCUGUGAUAAUCCGCAUUCAAGAACAAUCUCAUUCAUCAAGUUAUUAUAAACGAGGAUAACAGAAGUCCCAACGGUCUUGUGGUCACACAUCUUCCUGAAGGUCCAACAGCUUACUUCAAGCUCAGUAAUGUGAAGAUCACGAAGGAUCUGCAUAAGAACUACAGAGCCAUUACUGCACACAGACCUGAAGUUAUUCUGAACAAUUUCACCACCAGGCUCGGUCACGGGGUCGCCAGAAUGCUUGCCUCCCUGUUUCACUAUGAUCCUCAGUUUACUGGUAAAAGAGUUGCAACUUUCCACAAUCAACGAGACUACAUCUUCUUCAGGCACCAUAAGUAUGAUAUCAAGAGUCAGGAGAAGGUUCGUCUAAAGGAACUUGGACCCAGAUUCACUCUUAAACUUAGAUCUCUGCAGAAGGGCACCUUCGACAGCAAGGAGGGUGACUACGAAUGGAUCAUCACCGACAAGCGUCACGAGAUGGAGACGAGUCGAAAAAAAUUCUUUCUUUAAUUUCAGAAAA